AUGUUGCCUGAAUUUGAGAGGAGACCAAUGCUAAACAAUGAAAAUUCCUUUGGAGAUGAGUUGGAGAAGGAGAUUGGUUUCUUGCUUCUUGAACAGCGGCACCAAGAUGCUGAUGAACGUGAAAAGGAACUGAAUAUGUAUAGGAGUGGAUCAGCUCCCCCUACCGUCGAGGGUUCCUUGAAGGCAAUCGAUGGUUUGUAUAAACGCGGUGAUGUUAGUGGUGGCAGCAGUGGUGGAAUAGCCUUCCCUGAAAUUGCUAGGAAUAAGAGCGGUAAUGGGUUCAUGACAGAUGAGGAACUUAGGUCCGAUCCGGCAUAUUCAUCUUACUAUUACUCAAAUGCCAAUAUGAACCCAAGGCUGCCGCCACCUCUGUUAUCCAAGGAGGAUUGGCGGUCUGCUCAGAGGUUACAAGGAGGGGGUUCUGCAAUUGGGGAUAGAAGGAAGGUUAAUAGGAGUGAUAGUAGUGGCGGUGGUGGCGGGAGAUUGCAGUUUACAAUGCCACCGGGGUUCAAUUCUAAGAAGUCAGAUAGUGAGAAUGAGAUGGAUAAAGCUAAUGGUACUGUGGAGUGGGGUGGUGAUGGGCUGAUUGGUUUGCCUGGAUUAGGACUAGGUGGCAAACAGAAGAGCCUGGCUGAAAUAUUUCAGGAUGACUUGAACCGUGCACCUCCUGUAUCUGGACACCCUUCACGCCCCGCAAGCUGUAAUGUGUUUGAUGAGAAUGCUGACACCAUAGCUUCAGCAGAAUAUGAGCUGGCUCACAUCCGUCAAGAUUUGGCAGCUUCAGACUUGUUGCGCUCUACUUCGAAUAUUCAGAGCUCAUCUGCUGUUCAACAUGUCGGACCACCUACAUCAUAUUCUUAUGCUGCUGCUUUGGGUGCUUCCUUGUCUAGAAGCUCCACACCUGAUCCACAGCACAUUGCGAGGGCUCCUAGCCCUUGCCUUACCCCUAUUGGAGGAGGUAGGGCAGGCAUUUCAGAAAAGAGAAGCAUUAACAGUCCCAGUUCGUAUGAUGCCAUAUGUUCCCAAACAAAUGGGUCUGUAGAUCUGGUAGCUGCUUUGUCAGACUUGAACCUUUCAAAUGGUGUGCUAGAUGAGGACAAUUAUUUGCCUUCUAGGAUUGAACAAGAUUUUGAUGACCAUAAAAAUUACCCAUUCAGUCUUCCGGGUGUGCAGAAUAACACGAAGCAGCAUUCAUUUACAAAGAAAUCUGAAACUGGGCAGUUCAAUAUGGCUUCUGUACCUCAGUCAACGAAAAUGAUGCCUUCUGACCCUGGUUUGAGUGAUGGUGGUGAGUUGGACAUCAGCAACUCCUCCCUCCGAGCUGAGCUAUACAGAGCUGGUAUUUCUUCUAAUAAUUUGUACCUGAAAGGGUCUACUACUUCAGCUGUUAAUGGUGGGGGCAGCCUAGCCCCUCAAUAUCAGCAUUUGGAUAGUCCAAAUUUCUCAUAUUCAAGUUAUGGUUUAAGUGGCUAUCCCAUGAGUCCAAUAACAAGCCAACUUGGCAACUCUAAUCUGCCGCCUCUAUUUGAGAAUGCUGCUGCUGCAUCUGCUAUGGCUGUACCUGGGAUGCACUCAAGGAUGAUUGGGGGGCCAAAUCUAGGCACCGCUGCCUCUGAAGAGAACAUUGGCGGAAUGAGAAAUCAGAUUGCUGGUAGUGUGCUGCAGACACCUUUUGUUGAUACAGUGUAUCUUCAAUACUUGAGGACAGCUGAGUAUGCUGCAGCUCUUAGUGACCCUUCUGCAGAUAGAAGCUACAUGGGUAAUUCAUACACGGACUUGCUUCAGAAAGCUUAUCUUGGCACCCUAUUAUCCCCACAGAAAUCGCAAUAUGGUGUUCCAUUGGUUGGAAAGACCAGUGGUUCUAGUCCUUAUGGUUACUAUGGCAAUCCUGCAUUUGGCAUUGGGUUGUCGUAUCCGGGAAGUCCCCCUGUUAUUCCAAACUCUCCUGUAGGACCUGGUAGUCCCAUGCGGCAUGGAGAUUUCAACAUGAGAUUCACUGGUGGGGUGAGAAAUAUAGCUGGGGGUAUGAUGGGAUCCUGGCACUCGGACAACUUGGAGAAUAGAUUUUCUUCCUCUUUGCUGGAGGAGUUUAAGAGCAACAAAACCAAAUGUUUUGAACUUUCAGAGAUUUCGGGUCAUGUUGUUGAAUUUAGUGCUGAUCAGUAUGGAAGCCGGUUCAUACAACAAAAACUUGAAACGGCCACAGCAGAGGAGAAGCACAUGGUUUUCCAGGAAAUUUUUCCUCAAGCUCUUACUCUGAUGACUGAUGUGUUCGGUAAUUAUGUAAUCCAGAAGUUUUUUGAACAUGGAAUGGCAGCCCAGAGGAGAGAAUUAUGUAGCAAGCUUUUUGGGCAUGUACUUACACUUAGCCUUCAAAUGUAUGGUUGUCGGGUGAUACAGAAGGCUGUUGAAGUUGUUGAUGUGGAUCAGAAGAUUAAAAUGGUGGAAGAGCUUGAUGGACAUGUCAUGCGUUGUGUGCGUGAUCAAAAUGGUAACCAUGUCAUCCAGAAAUGCAUCGAAUGUAUUCCAGAGGAGCAUAUCCAGUUUAUUGUCUCGACAUUUAUUGACCAAGUCGUGACUCUAUCCACUCAUCCAUAUGGGUGUCGUGUGAUGCAGAGAGUAUUGGAGCACUGUCAGGACGUAAAAACCCAGUGUAAAGUGAUGGAAGAGAUUCUAGUGUCUGUAAACAUGUUGGCACAGGAUCAGUAUGGCAAUUACGUCAUUCAGCAUGUGCUGGAGCAUGGAAAGCCACACGAGAGAUCUACUAUAAUCCAGGAAUUGGCUGGGAAGAUAGUUCAAAUGAGCCAGCAAAAGUUUGCUUCAAAUGUUGUCGAGAAGUGUUUAACUUUUUGUGAUCCCCAUGAGCGGCAACUCCUGGUGAAUGAGAUGCUUGGAUCAACUGAUGAAAAUGAGCCUCUUCAGGCUAUGAUGAAAGAUCAAUUUGCGAAUUACGUUGUACAGAAAGUACUUGAAACUUGUAGUGAUCAAGAGCGUGAACUGAUACUGUCUAGAAUAAAAGUUCAUUUGAAUGCAUUAAAGAAAUACACUUAUGGGAAGCACAUCGUAGCUCGUGUAGAGAAACUUGUUGCUGCUGGGGAAAGGAGAAUUGCUCAAUCCCUUCUCUCCAUUUAG
Fraxinus pennsylvanica is the source of this 3132-nucleotide messenger RNA. The record is from the annotation of a GenBank genome assembly. NCBI's taxonomy places the organism in Eukaryota, Viridiplantae, Streptophyta, Magnoliopsida, Lamiales, Oleaceae.